GGCCUCUCCGCCGCGAAAAAGCCGCAAAAAACGCCGUCUUCGCGCGGCACGUUUGCGGGUCACGACACAAGGUAAAACGACCGAAGACAGCGAACUGCUUGGCAGCGAAUCAAAACCGCGCACGAAACCUGUAGCAACAGUUUCACAGCUCUGUGCCAAGUAGCUCCUACAAAACCAAGGACCAGCGCACGCGCAACCAUGUCCCAGUGGACCGUCGCCAGCGACGACACUGAGGAAGAACCCCAGACGCCGCGCCUCACGCCCGAUCAACUAAGAAAGGCGCAGGACGACGUCCGCGCGUGCUACCUGAGCGCGAAUCCAGAGAAGCUCGCGUCCGGAGAGGUCGAAGCGCUGCUCAAGAAGUACGCGGGCCAGGAAGCUUUGUUAUUGCAGCGCGUGCGCCACCGCUAUGGGUUAUCUGUUAUUAGUGCGCGCAUGUAUAAGCGAGGUGAAGUGGGAAGGGCCUCGCAGUGGAGCGCGGUGGACGUCGAUUUAAGGGCGGACGGGUGUUUACGAUGGGCCGCCGUCGGAUCGCGGGAGAAGGGGUCCAUUGAUGUGCGCGAGGGCCGCGCGGACGCGUGGGACAAGAGGACCGCCGGCCGUAUUGGUGCAUUUUGUGUCUUCGGCUCGUCCAUCGAAGAAGAGGCGAAGGACAUGAAGCUGACGCUGGCCUGUUCGACGAACGAGGACCGGGACGCGUGGGUCGCCGAGGUUAUGAGUCUGAGGCGGUUUUUUAAGAGAUUACACCGAGAGCGGGCCUGCCAGGCCGAGGAGGCGAAAGCAGUGGAAGAGGCCAUGAAGGUGUCGCAGUCGACGGCAGAGCAGGACCAGCAGCGCCACUUGGAGUAUGAAAGGAGGCUGCGGGAGGAAGAAGAGCGGGCCCUCCAGCUCUCGCAGGAGGAGAAGCGCACCGAGGACGCCGAGCGGUCGCGGCCCCAAACGCUCGCCGGCCUCGAAGCAUCGUUGGACGACGCUUUAAGGCACACGGCUGAGGGUAGAGACCACGAAUCAAGAGAGGACUGGCGCGCGGCCCACGGAUCAUAUAAGAAAGCGGUGGCGGCCUUCGUCCAGGCGAAGCGGGCCGUGGCGGGCAUGCCGGGCGACCAGCGGCCCGAGGACGCCGUGCUGGAAUUGAUCGCGUCGGGUACCGCGCAGUGCAAGGAGGCCGCGGACGCGUGCCGGCAGCGCGGGCGCAGCGCCGCGCUUGGCGCGGUGCCGCUCCUGGACGCGCCGCGGCGGCACCCGGUCGAGGAGCUCGAGAAGGUCGUGCUCGACGCCGACGACGUCUAGUCUCUUUUUGUGUAAAGACCGAUCACCAUCG
This is a messenger RNA of Pelagomonas calceolata, 1321 nucleotides long. Lineage: Eukaryota; Pelagophyceae; Pelagomonadales; Pelagomonadaceae. The record is from the annotation of a GenBank genome assembly.